This is a messenger RNA of Bactrocera latifrons, 1322 nucleotides long. Its product is annotated as protein insensitive-like. The record is from RefSeq and is a predicted model, not a curated record. The transcript has a single exon. Gene Ontology annotation, cellular component: nucleus. Gene Ontology annotation, molecular function: transcription corepressor activity; DNA binding. The coding region runs from base 63 to 1217 and encodes 384 amino acids. Gene Ontology annotation, biological process: negative regulation of Notch signaling pathway; positive regulation of neuron differentiation. NCBI's taxonomy places the organism in Eukaryota, Metazoa, Arthropoda, Insecta, Diptera, Tephritidae.
ACAACUAAACACAACAAACUAAAUAUUACCCGCUUUUUACAAUACGAAAAUAUAUAAUAACAAUGGAGAAAACUACUUUCAACAAUGAAAUGCGUGAAGCUUUUGAAAGUGUUCGCAUGCUUAAAGAAGCAAAGAACCAAGAGGAAUUUAGCAAAGUCAUGGACGCUAUAUACGCUACAACUGACGGAUAUCUAAACGCAAUGAUUUCAACAGUUAUAGAGAAGAAACAAACAUUGCUCAGGAAUUUGGAGGAGUUGACAAAUGAAGAACUCGAGCAAAUGGAAAUUUCAGAACCCGCACCGGAAACAAAUAAGCGCAGAGCCGCACCGCAUGACUAUAGCAGCUUCGAUGGUUAUUGCAACCUUGUGCUCGCGACACUUUCAGAUAAACCGCCUAUUAUGCAUGUGCCGUUUUUGUCUCAUAGCUUCGAUGACACUGAUGAGGACCAACUGGAUGACGAUGAUAAUGAUAGACUAAUAAUUGACGAAUCUACUCAACAGGAACCUCUCAAUAAUGAUGAUGUGAUUAUAAUUGAAGAAUUGUCUGAAGACGAACCUCAUGAGAAUGAUGAUAUGCUCAUAAUUGACGAAUCUAGUCAAGAGGAAUCUCAUGGGGAUAGUGAGGUGAAUAGUGACAGUCAGUCAGUGCCAAGGGACAGCGGUGUAGAGAUUGCGUCUUCAGAGACAGAGUCAGAAAGCGUGAACGGUGAAAUAAUUGAAACUGUAAGAACCCCAAGUUUACCGGAAUCAGUUGCGCAGCUACCAGAGCAAAAUCAAAGUUUGAGCAAUGAAGCAAAUGACACUGUAAGAACCCCUAGUUUACCCGCAACACUUGAGGAGCUACCAGAUGAAGAUGAAACCUCUGAGUUUAUUACGAUUGGCCCGAAUGGCACACGGGUCUUGAGAACAGAGUUCAACAACAUAUCUUGGGAUUCGGACAGCAUCAGUACCAGAAACCUUCUCAACAUAAUAUUUGGUGAAGAUAUGUUGGCAACACAUACACUCAGCGGCAAGCCAUCUCCAGCUUUUAAAGGCCGGGAGCGACCAGCCAAAGGGCAGCUGGAUAUCAACAAAAUAGAUGAUUUGACUCAUUGUGUGAUGCAGAAGACAGGUUGCAGUGAGCGCGACGUACGCACUACAAUUACUACCAAGUGCGCAGACAUCGCCAAGAAAUAUMGGAAAAGGAAUAUCAAUAUCAGCUAUACGGACUUAAACUAGGAAUAAUAUGUAGGAUUUCAUACAUGUACGAUUUAUUUAGUAUUAAAGAAUUGAGUUUUAACUAGGGUCASAUUAUAUAUCAAAUAUAAAAAAAUAUAUUGAGUA